AAGACGGGAGAAGGGGUCAUCGGUGGGGGUGGAAGAGUCCUUGCCGAAGAAGUAGGCUCGGAGACGGAGACGGCGGAAGAAAAGUUCCGCAUCGUGGCGAACACGGAACUCGCUGAGGUGUGGGCGAAGAGGGACAAAGGGAGCAGUGCCUUGGCCUCAAACCCAAGAGUUGAUGUGAAUGAUGAGAAGCUUAUGAAUGAUAUGCAACAAGCUGUGGAUGGUAGGCCACCAGGGUAUGCUGACUCAGCAUUUGAUGACAGUUCAAAUUUGGGAUCAUCCAGUCCUACAGAAGGAUCCAGUACGUGGGAACAAGAUCAAUCACACUUUGACAGCUGUGCAUCAGCAUGUUCAAGGUGUGCUACCACACGUAAUCAUGUUAUUAAAAGAGCAGAAGAAGAUGAGGAACAUCAAAGUAAUGAAAACAACAAGAAUGAUACUGGGGAACUGGAAGAAGAAAGUCACAAUCUAGGCUCUGGCGCUACUGAGUACAAUGAAAAUGUUCUCAACGAUAACAUCAGCAAAUCUCAAGAAAUGGGUGUCAACAGCACUGUAAUAACUCCAACUGUGGAAAGUGAAUCAAGAGAAUUGAUGGAAAAUACCAUAAAUGAAAUCCAUAGGGAUGGAGAGGUAAAAAAAUUAAGAGAGCAAACACAAAAUUGGGUUCUGGAAUCUGAACCUGAUCCUGAAGGAGAAACUGGAAAGAAUGGAGACAGAAGACAGCCUGAGCAGAAUCCCAACGGUGAGCCAGAUCUCAAGGAAAACCCUUCAAAUGAAGUAGAUGAGGCACAAAGUGAAGGGGAAGAAGACAGGAUCAAAGAUCUGGAAAAGGAAGUGCUGGAUAGUCAGGCAGAAAAUACUGAAGUAGCAUAUUCUGAGCAGGAAGCUCAUAUUCAAGAGAGUGAAUCUGUGAAAGAGGACCAAAACAGUGAGAGAAGUGAGGAUAAAAUGGAGGAGAAUGGAGCUGAUGAGGUAGGUUCUGAAGAUACUGAAGAUGAAGAGACUGAAACAAUUUCAAAAAGUGACAGUGGCAAUGGAUCAAAUGAAGGAGGAGAUGACACCAAAACAUUUGCAAAGGAAGUGCAAAUGAUGGAUGAAAAAACUGAAGGAGUAAAAAUUGGGCAGGAUGAGAUUACUGAGGCAGGUUUUAUUUCUGAUGAAGGAGCAGCUGUUCCCUUCCAAGGGUCUGAUGUAAAAGGGAAGGAAAAGGCUUCUGAAUCUGAAGGAAGUGUGGCCGAAAGCAUCAGUGAGAACACAAGGCUGUCUUCUGAGGUGCAGGAGCAGGAGCAGGAGAAAGAUGAUGAAGGAGAUGAGGCUGACGUGGAGGUAGAGGAGGAGCCUCCGUUGCAGCUACCUUUCAGAGAUCGAUCUCACAUUGACAAAACACUUCGGCUGAAUGAAAAGACUACAACUGAUGAUUUCUCAGGUGUACUGCAGCGGUUACGGAAGAUAUACAACAAUGCUAUCAGACCUAUGGAGCAAGCAUACAAAUACAAUGAACUGAGACAACAUGAAAUUACAGCCUAUCCAGGACGUUCCAUGACCUCAUUUCAAGAUGGAGAAAUUGUAUCAAAACCAAUGGUAUUGUUUUUGGGACCCUGGAGUGUUGGAAAAUCCACCAUGGUCAACUAUCUCCUUGGACUGGAUGAGACUGUCUACCAGUUGUAUACAGGUGCAGAGCCAACUACAACAGAAUUCACAGUACUCACACAUGGAAAUAAGAUACGGACUGUGGAAGGAAUUGUCAUGGCUGCCGAUAGUGCUCGAUCAUUUUCUCCUCUAGAAAAAUUCGGGCAGAACUUUCUAGAGAAACUUGUUGGCAUCGAGUUCCCACACAAGCUGCUAGAACGAGUGACUAUUGUGGACACCCCUGGAAUCAUUGAAAACCGUAAACAGCAAGAGAGAGGUUAUCCUUUCAAUGAUGUUUGCCAGUGGUUCAUUGACCGAGCGGACCUCAUAUUCGUUGUGUUUGACCCUACAAAGCUAGAUGUUGGAUUGGAAUUAGAACUGCUCUUCCGUCAGUUGAAAGGUCGUGAAUCCCAAAUCAGAAUAAUUCUAAACAAGGCUGAUAAUGUAGCCACUCAAGAACUAAUGCGAGUCUAUGGAGCUCUCUUCUGGAGCUUGGCACCAUUAAUCAAUGUCACUGAACCACCAAGGGUCUAUGUUAGCUCUUUCUGGCCCUUUGAGUACCAACCUGAUACAAAUCAAAAUCUCUUUCUGAAAGAGGAGGUCUCCCUACUGGAGGAUCUUAAUCAAGUGAUUGAGAACAGGCUGGAGAACAAAAUUGCUUUUAUCCGCCAGCAUGCAAUCCGUGUGCGCAUUCAUGCCCUUCUUGUGGACCGCUACUUGCAAACUUUUAAAGACAAAAUGACCUUCUUCAGUGAUCCAGAACUGGUUUUUAAUGAAAUACUGGAUGAACCAGACAAAUUUUACAUCUUUAAAUCCAUCUUGGCUAAAACAAAUGUCAGCAAGUUUGACCUUCCCAAUCCUAGCGUCUACAAAGAUUUUUUUGGCAUUAAUUCCAUCAAUAGUUUCAAAGUGUUAUCUGCACAUUGCUCGUACAUGGGAGGAUGUCUGCUGGAGAAAAUCGAGCGCAUCAUCACCCAUGAGCUUCCUGCUUUGCUGGGAGCGAUCUCCACUGGGAAAAACCCAUCCCUUUCAUCCUGUGACAUCACGGGAUGUGGAGAAACGCCAAAAAACCGAUACAGAAAGCCCUGAUCAAGGAGCUUGUAAAUUAUUUAUGGGUGAAAUAGCUUAUGUCUUAUGUGUCCAAGAAGCCAUGGUUCAUUAACCCUUUGAGAACUGAACUUUCAGAAUUCAAGCACCUAUUGUAUUCCUUAAGGACAUUAAGAAAUAUCUGUACAUAAGACAUACUUUUCAACAAACAUCAUUCAGUGUGCAAAGAUGCACCAACCUGGUCAUUUUUGAUACAGUUUAGAAAAGUUUAUAAAGCGCUCAGAGGGUUAAUUUAUUUUGCAAUGUAGCAAGUGAUUAGUCCCAUGAUGCAUGUUUAGAUAGAGCUUUGACAGCAUUUCUGCAAUGUUUGGAGCAUGUUGAUUCUCAGUUCUUGCUGGUGCUAACAUUUGUUCUUGUAUUUUUCUCAUUGUCCUUCUCCUUUUUAGUUAUUUCUUAUCACUUUGAACUGUCUAAAAUGUAGCUCCACAUUCACCUAACCUACCUUCCAGUUAGUUUCACUUUCUUCACCAUCCCAUAUUUAUGCAUCAUUUUGAACUUGAUUACAAAACCAUUCACAGAUAUUGCUGAGAGAUACAGAGGUUGUAAAAGUUUAGCUUUUGAGUGGUCUUGCACUCCGUUCAGAAUCUCACUGGCUGAUAUUAUUGGUUCCAUUGCCAAAUCACACAGAACAAAAUUUAAAAAAAAGAAAUUCAAUUGUAAAGUGAGCAAUGGGUUUUAAACCAUUGUUGGUAAUACAAGGCCUGGUUACAAAACACAUUGGUUCACAAUCCAUAAAAGUCUUUAAAUUGUUUCAUGAAACAGAUUAGGAUUGCAGAUUAUGAUAAUCUUACAAACUAUUCAACCAAUCAUCUCUUUCUCUUGUUCAUUUUUUUCUUCACUGUAUUUAUAUGAUGCUCAACAUACUUUGGUACAACAGAUAUACAGACAAAUAGAUCAUUUAUAAAUUGUUCUUGUGAUAGGGACUUACAGGUCACCUUAAAUGGGAAUUUUUCUAGGAACACAAUACUAUGCUGUUUUGACAUUGUAGGAACAUUUUGCAUUGACAUCACUAGAACAUAUUUCUUCACUUUCUUUGAGACAUGAAGUCUUUCAGAUCAGAAUGCAAUAACCACUUAAGAGGUAAUUAAAGGAAAGUUAAUUUUAGAGUGAAAGGUUUUAAAUCCUGCAAGCAUAAAUGCUUCACACUUAUUUAAUAGCACAGCCAAAAUGAUACUUGCCUCCAGACAAUACAUUGCUUCAUCACUUCUGUUUGUUCUUCAUGUUCUUUUUUCUAAAAACUUUCUUGUGUAUUUUGCCCUGUUUCUAGAGCCAUUCAUGUACUUUUCCAAAACAACUAUCUUUGUCUUUGGGUGGAAAUGCCUCUCCACCUCCGUUUAAUACAUUUCGAACAGAAUACUGAAAUCAAUAAAUUUCUCCAAUCAGUACAGUUUACAGUACAAGUGUGUGUGCUAACAGGGAAAGAGAAGAGCUAAUGAGACAACUAGUGAAAGGGUGCACCUUUGAACAUUUAUAAAAUAAAACAAGAUAUGAAAUAAAUAUACAAAUGACUGAACAUUAUUUAAUAAUGACAUCCAUGGUUUCCUUUCUAAUUGUUUGGAAAUGGCAUUGGAGGAAUUUGAUCCUCACCCACACAUAAAUCCUUAUUUUCAUCCAAGUGAAUAAAAAUAAUUUGACUUCCUUGGUGCAUUAUUUACUGUCAGCUAUAUUUCAAAGGUCAAGAACAUAACUUGGUGGUUGGCCAGCAUAAAUUGGUCAUUUAACUACAUAUAAAAUUGAGGGGUAUAGGUAGGGUAGACUGCAGGAAACUGUUCCCAGCAUCAGAAGUACAUAAAACUAGAGGGUAUAAAUUUAGGGCAAGAGGAAAGAGAUUUAAUGGAGAUAUGAUGGGGACCUUCUUCACCAAGUGAAAGUACCUGGAAUGUAUUGUCUGACAGAGCGGUUGAAGCAGGGUCGUUAACAGUAUUUAAGAAGUGUUUAGAUGAGCACUUGAAUCACAUAGGCAUAGAGUACUCUGGACCAAGUACUGGGCGAUGAGAUUAAUACUGAAGGUCGGAAUGGAAUAGAGAGGCCAAAAGGUCUGUUUCCGAGUUGUAUGAUUCCAUGGUUUUCCAAGGACUGCAGUAUGCAAUUGGCCUUUCUUGGUGAGAUGUCACUAUAUAACUUAAAACAAUGGUCAUUUUGAUGGGUAGCUAUGGUGAAAUUGACAGCGCUUUCACCUCUGGAUCAGCAGUUUCUGAGAUUUAGACUCACUUCAGAGAUUUGAGGCUGACCUUUUGGCUAAGCAUAUAGUCUUAGAACUUUGUAACAGUGGAGUGUAACUAAUAAUGUCCUAUUACAGAGACUCCAUAGCAUCUUCUAGGAAUAGAGAAUGAGAUAUAUGGUAUAUUUUAUAUUAUUGCUCAUAACUUGUGAAUCUUGGUGUGAACUCAACAACAUUGGCCUUAUAAGGUUGGGUGAGUGACUAAGGACAUUAGAAUUGGAGGGGGUGGGGAAGAGAGAGGGAGAGAGAUGUGUACAGUACUGGCUGUAACCUGUGAAAGGUCUGUGCUUUGGUAACUCUUUUACAGGGAAACCUGAUAUUACGUUACAAUUUGGAGAAUAUCCAAAUCCAGAGAUGCAAAACAGGCUAUUAAUUUUCUAGAGUUGAUUGCAUAACUAUAUGGUGCUUGCAAGGAGUGUUGACAAUUGGAAACAUAUUGGGACACUGUAGAUACUGGCAUAAGUUUAAUGGAUGGAAAAUUGUUAGGAAGGAAUUGAAAUUAAAUUAACCCUUUCAUGCAGUCUUUCAGAUUUCGUCUUUUACCUUUCUAUGAAUUAAUAUUGAGAAGUUUGUGAUAAGAAAGAUAUGUUGUUCUUCAGGUAGAGAAUAAACACACUGUAUGGAAUUUGGAAACAGCUGGUUUAAUAGGUCAGGAGGCAAUAAACUGAAUAAAUGAUGGAACCCCUUGAUAGCAGAGAGACAACUGAAUAGAAUAGUUUAUGGCGAGCUGGUGAAACCUUCUUAUUAUUUCAGAUUUAACAUAGCUUAAAUUACAUUUUUAAUGGGUUGAACCUGAAUCUUGAGAUUCAUAUUUUAUAUUUUAUUGCUGGAUUGCUUCAGAGUUAAAACCUAAAAUCACAAAGCUUGGAAAUAUCCAAAAAUAAAACUCUGAACUUUUGUAUUUCACUUCAGAGGUAUGGAAUAAAUCAAAGAGCAGUUUACUUUGAUUUGUAAAUUUCAUAGGCCCUUCUAAUAAAGCUUAUGUUGAAACAUCUCACUUUGUUCUUGCUUUUUCUGAGUGUCUGAAAUGUUUCUUGCACUCUCAAUCUGUCCAACUUUAUUUCAUUGUAUCAUUUGUUUCUUUUGAAGUCCCAAAGGUGGUAGGCUUUUUAUAAAUGUUUCUUUAUUGAGUACUACUGAAACAUGUUGCAUGUGUCAUAUUUCCUGAGA
Mobula hypostoma (lesser devil ray) is the source of this 6124-nucleotide messenger RNA. RefSeq names its product sarcalumenin (gene srlb). The coding region runs from base 193 to 2715 and encodes 840 amino acids. Gene Ontology annotation, molecular function: GTP binding. NCBI's taxonomy places the organism in Eukaryota, Metazoa, Chordata, Chondrichthyes, Myliobatiformes, Myliobatidae. The transcript has 8 exons. The record is from RefSeq and is a predicted model, not a curated record.